This is a messenger RNA of Malus domestica (apple), 630 nucleotides long. RefSeq lists its product as uncharacterized. NCBI's taxonomy places the organism in Eukaryota, Viridiplantae, Streptophyta, Magnoliopsida, Rosales, Rosaceae. Gene Ontology annotation, cellular component: Golgi apparatus. The record is from RefSeq and is a predicted model, not a curated record.
ACGACAUUACGAAGUAGCGGCUCGAGUUAACAACUUUGUGAGGAGCCAUUGAUUCCCCGACUCAAGGGCUCAACGCCGAUCCUCUUCCUCCCUCCGUCGUCAAACUGAACGAUCCUCCGCCGCCUCCUCUGUCACCUCCGGACGGCCUCUCGUUCUCUCAACCUUCAGAGCCACAACAAUGCCUUUCAGGAGAUUGAUAGAGGUGGAACCGCCGAGCCCGCUGAGAUACAUAAUCGGAGCGGCGAUCAUGAUGAUCGGAGUAGUCUUACCCGUCGGUUACAUGAUGUUCCGUAACAAGCGCGUCCCUACUUCUUCUUCGUACUCCAAACAGACGUAGAAACAAAGUUUUGAUAUAGAGACAGAGAGAGAGAAAGAGAGAGAUUAGUGAGAUUACAAGGAUUUCGGAUUUGAUUUUUCGUGUUGAGAAGUUGAAAAGCUGCGAGGCACUGAUGGAUCCGUCACCGUCAUUUACAAAUGUAAAUUCAUUCAAACUUCAUAUCUGUUAUAUGGAUUACUUAAGCGAAAUUCUGUACAAUGAUAUAUGCAUGUGAUUUGAUAUAGUCUUGUACCUCUUGGUUUCGCUAUUCAACUGGAAUUGAUGCUUGUUAAUUAUAACAUAGUUUGCCUCUC